Bufo gargarizans (Asiatic toad) is the source of this 444-nucleotide messenger RNA. Its product is annotated as ribonuclease H-like. The transcript has a single exon. Gene Ontology annotation, molecular function: RNA-DNA hybrid ribonuclease activity; nucleic acid binding. NCBI's taxonomy places the organism in Eukaryota, Metazoa, Chordata, Amphibia, Anura, Bufonidae. The coding region runs from base 1 to 444 and encodes 147 amino acids. The record is from RefSeq and is a predicted model, not a curated record.
AUGUUCAGGACUGAUAGACAUCCAGAAGACAGAGUCAUCUUUGCUGAUGGUUCUCGAUUCUAUAUGGGCGGGACUUAUGUGACGGGUUUUGCUCUACUGGAUGAGACCAAAGGUACCCAGAGUCUUGUCAGCAUACCAGGUCACAUGUCGGCACAGAUGGCAGAACUGGAGGCGGUCAAGGAAGCUCUGCUUCUUCAACCCCAAGGGAAACUAACUAUAUACAGCGACAGUUCAUAUGUAGUUUUUUCUCUCACCCUGAACCUGGACACAUGGAAAAGACAAGGAUUUGUGGACAGCCAAAACAAAGCUCUGGCACAUUUGUCAGUCCUGAAGGAACUAUGGGAAUGGGGCAUGGCACACAUGGCGAAAGCAGCCAUCAUUAAAAUCCCUGCACAUCAGAAAGGGGAUGAGCCUUUGACGCUAGGCAACAACAAGGCGGAUUAA